CCUACAACAUCAUAUGGGGUAAUCGUAAAGGCUUUGCUCAGGUUGCAAUUGAUGCAAAAGUGAUUGUCUGUCAGAAAAAGAAAUUGUAGUACCUUUGACAAGGUGGUAUUCUUUUUCCAGGCCAGUUAGUUGAGUACUGCCAGUACUUGCACAUUUCAGUUUUUUUGUAUAUUCAUUGCUGCCACAUAAGGAGACCAGUCUGCAGUCUUAGCUUGCCUGUUCAUCUUGCAAAUACAGACUGUUGAUUAAAAAGGAAAAGAUGAUGGAUGACUCAUUCUAACCCAAGACCAGUAUUGGAAGAAGAGUGGAAAUUUUUUUUUACUUUUUAAUUGCAAAGUUAAAUGCAUUGAGCUCUAGUCUCUCCUUUACAUAUAUGUAUGUAACUCCUAGAAAUGAGGAAGCUCAGUCACAGAGAGAUGAAGGGAUGGAGGGAUCGGGUCACACAGCAAGGCAGAAGCAGAGCAGAGCACUCAGUUCAGGACUGCAGGCAACGGUGCUGUUGCCCUCCCUGACUGCGUUCACACCUAUUAUUCCUAUGUUUACACAAAAUAUUCGAGAAGGAUUUAGAUCACUUGGAGGAACAAGGUUAUUUAGGUGGCUUUAUGAAAAAUUCCGCUAUCCGUUUGCUCCAAUGUAUGGAGGUUUUCCAGUGAAGUUACGCACCUAUUUAGGUGAUCCCAUUCCGUAUGAUCCAAAGAUAACAGCAGAAGAAUUAGCCGAAAAGGCGAAGAAUGCUGUUCAAGCUUUGAUUGAUGAGCACCAAAGAAUACCAGGAAACAUCAUGAGUGCUCUGUUAGAACGUUUUCAUAAAAAACAAAAGAUCAACUAGAAGAUGAUUUAAUACAUUUAUAUUAAUAUGUUUGUGUCUCUAGUACUGUCUUCUAAAUUUUGUAGGUACUAUAAUAAGUAUUUUUUAAAAAAUCAUGUUAAUAAGCAUCUUUUACUGAACUUGCUUAAAAUUGUGUUGUCAAUUUUGUGUUUGCAAUCAAAUGUGUCAAAUUUAAACAAUAACUCAUUACAUGCGUAUUAAUUCAGGAAAUGGUCAUGUUUCUUUUUAUAAAUUCCUAAUGUAUGAUAAACAUUUAGAUUCUAAAGUUAAGUUUAUUAAUAACAGCAGUUUAUGUUAAACAAACAUUUCUAAAUAAUGUAUCUAAUUUCUGUAUCUGUUGCCCUGAGCUAAUUUUGUGAGAUGGCAUAACCUAGGGUUUAGUACAGAUGCUUAAGUUAGAAAAGAAAAUGCUCUUUUAUCUUCCUUUCAUGAUCUUGGGGAAAUCAUGCAAUGCUUUUGUGCAUCAACAAUUCACUUUUUUAAAAACCUGUUAAUACUAUGGUAAGGAAUAUUAUUUUAAAUUCUUUGUAUUUGCUGUGGUCGAUAACCGUAGAACCAAAAUUAUAACUGAAUUAAUUAAGCAAUACCAAGAUCUUUUAGAGUUUGUGUAUAUAUUUUGUUCAUAGGAUGUUUAAAUUAUUCCUUCAGGUAUGGUGUCAAGUUGCCAAGUACAAUGAAAAAGAUGUACUGCUUUUCAUAUUGAAUAAAAAAAUUAGAAAAGGAAAAUUUCUAAUUAUUAUCAUCUUUUUAGUAUUGUAUUUUUAAUGAGAAUCUGCAAACAAUAUAGGGUGUGCCGUGCAUUGUCAGCCCUGUAAUAUGGCAUUUAAUAGUGUAAGGUUACAACGACCCUUGUGCUCUGCAUUUCCUGUUUGAAGCGGAUUCUAGGCUGAUGAAAGCAGAGCUAAAGAAGGCUCUGCUUUUGCUUCAUAUCGUGGCUUAUUCAGUGUGACUUUGCAACUAGUCAGAUGGUUUAUUGUUUCAAUAAAAAUAUACUUGAAUGAUGAAUUUAUGUGAACACAAAGCUUUCUGAAAAAUUAAUGGCUUUCAAUUUGUUGUUUCCUUGAAAUCUGAAUUUUAAAAGUAUUUAAACAGAAUAGUACCAGAAAUCAAAUGCAGUAUCUCCCUCUUCCUUUUUAGAUAUUAAAUUACUUGGACACUUGUAUAACAAGUGUGUAUGUCUGAUAUGUGUAAUGUGUAUACAAUUAUGCAACAUAAAAAUAAAAGAAAAACUGAAUUGUAAUUCAUU
Diceros bicornis minor is the source of this 2075-nucleotide messenger RNA. RefSeq names its product monoacylglycerol/Diacylglycerol O-acyltransferase-like. The record is from RefSeq and is a predicted model, not a curated record. Gene Ontology annotation, molecular function: acyltransferase activity. Gene Ontology annotation, cellular component: membrane. NCBI's taxonomy places the organism in Eukaryota, Metazoa, Chordata, Mammalia, Perissodactyla, Rhinocerotidae. Bases 374 to 829 code for a protein of 151 amino acids. The transcript has 6 exons.